This is a messenger RNA of Penicillium cinerascens, 831 nucleotides long. RefSeq lists its product as uncharacterized. NCBI's taxonomy places the organism in Eukaryota, Fungi, Ascomycota, Eurotiomycetes, Eurotiales, Aspergillaceae. Gene Ontology annotation, cellular component: cytoplasm; nucleus. The record is from RefSeq and is a predicted model, not a curated record. The transcript has 2 exons. The coding region runs from base 1 to 831 and encodes 276 amino acids.
AUGAGAAUCCUGUGUCUGCACGGGUUUGGUAGCUCCGGCGCCAUUCUCGAAAAGCAGAUGUCUAAUCUGCGGCGGGAGCUGGAUCCCAGCUUCGAGCUUGUCUUUGUAGACGGACCGUUUGAGUCUGAGAGAGGACCUGGCGUCUCGGAAUACCAGCCCGGCCCAUACUAUUCCCACACCCAAGGCUAUUCUCCAGACGACGUAGCACAGGCAAUCGGUGACCUCGAAGAAAUUCUUGAAGACCAAGGCCCCUUUGAUGGCAUCUUCGGGUUCAGUCAGGGUUCGGCCUUGACGUUGUCAUAUUUCUAUCAGCAGCAAGCAGCCGGCAACCCGGCCGCAGUCAAAUUUGCAUGUCUUUUCUCGACUGCCAUGCCAUGUAGCCCUGAUGCAAGUUUGGGGUCCACCGUUAUUUCACACCUUCGAGCUAUGAAAUAUGAUAUUACGGAUCGAUCAGAGGGCUACGGCAAAGAUCUGACGAGCGAAGAGCAAGAGUUUGUGGAGAUUCUACAUCGGACAAUUGUCGACGCCGCUACCCGAGAUUCGAAGUUCCCGUGGACGGACUUGGACAUAUAUCGCCACGGAGAGCUUCAUGCCAUUCCUCGGAUCCUGUACUCGUCAGCGCUUGCACAAAAGAUUCAAAUUCCAACUGUCCACGUGUGGGGUCGGAACGACUUUUCGUACAUGAUCAAAAUGGCCGAGCUAUCCCGCAGCACAUGUGACGAGUCCAUGUCAAAAACAGUUUUACAUAGUGGGUUGCAUGAUCUGCCAAAGAAACAAACCGAGAUCAAAGCUGUACUUCGAAAAAUAGACUGGGCUAUAACCCAGGCAUAG